AUGAUGUUGGCUAAUGUGUAUCUACAAGACAAGUUCUGUGCAGGUUUUCAGACAACAUCCCAUUGCGAAGGCAUUAACGCAUACGUGAAGAAUUUUCUGAAGUCUAGGCACAGUCUCCUUGAUAUGGUUCAAAAUUUGGAGUUAGUCGUACGAGAGUAUCGAAAUAAUGAAUUACUUGCACAAUUUAGAUCACUUCAUGGGAUGCCGGUUAUGACAACUUGUUUGGAUCCUCUUGAAAAGCAUGCUGUAGAUGUAUACACAUGGGAGAUAUUCGUUGAUGCGAAAAAGGAAAUAGUUGGUGUCGGUGCAGUUAAUUUUUUAGCCAAGAUUAUACAUUCAACUACAAUGGUGUACACAUUGGAGGAAUACAGCGACUCAGGUAGAGAGAUGAUGGUGUUGUACGAUAGGGUUUCAAGGAAAAUGGAGUGCCGAUGCAAUUUUUGGAGCCAAAAGGGAAUUCCUUGUCGUCACAUAUUUUUUGUAAUGAAGCAUGAUCAUUUGACUCAAAUUCCUGAAAGGCUGGUUUUGAAGAGGUGGCACAAGGAUGCAAAGUCGUUGGAUAAAUAUGCCGAGAUAACGGAAGUUGGUAGUGAAAGAGGUUUCUUGCUUGGUGCACUUCAUGAAUUGGAUAGAGGCCAUGAAAAUGUCCGUCAGAAGAAAGCACACGAUACGGUUGAUUUACAUGACCCUGAUGUGGUGAAGACCAAGGGUGCCCCUUGUGUUAGGAGGCAGGGCGAACGGAAGAGGCGCUGCAUCUGUUGCCGAAAAAUAGGGCACACAAAAUGGCAUUGCAAUGCGGACUGUGCUUUUGUUUCAAAAGCUGAAGACAACAAAGAUUUUGAGACAACAAAUUUAGGGUCGGAGGGGUCAUCACCAACGGAAAGGGUCUGA
Molecule: messenger RNA, 891 nt
Organism: Arachis stenosperma
Lineage: Eukaryota; Viridiplantae; Streptophyta; Magnoliopsida; Fabales; Fabaceae
Product: protein FAR-RED ELONGATED HYPOCOTYL 3-like
Exons: 3
Coding region: 1-891 (296 amino acids)
Biological process (GO): regulation of DNA-templated transcription
Molecular function (GO): zinc ion binding
Source: RefSeq, a predicted model, not a curated record